GAUAAUUUAAUUAUAAAAAAUUACUCCGCAUUUUUUUUGAAAAACAUUUUGUUUGUAGAAUCGGGAGCUAGACAGAAGCUGGGAGGAACAAAAGAAAACUCGGCGACGAAGAAGAAAGAAGAAGAACUGCACAUCACUUCCUCUAUUGACUAAAGAAAGAUACAUUUUUUCUUGAAAUGGCGCGAAAUAAGGAGGGUUUGGUCUUGAUCAUUGAUGUGGGGCCUUCCAUGCACUCUGUUCUUCCUGAAAUUGAGAAGGUCUGCGCAUUGUUAGUGCAGAAGAAGCUGGUUUAUAGCAAGCAUGAUGAAGUGGGGGUCAUUUUAUUUGGCACUGCAGAAACUACAAAUGAUUUGACAAAAGAAGUGGGUGGAUAUGAACAUGUGACGGUUUUGAGGGGCAUCAAAGUUGUUGAUGAUGACCUUGUUGGGGCUCUUGAACAUCUUCCUCGAGGAAGCUGUAAUGGUGAUUUUCUUGAUGCCAUUAUUGUUGGGAUGGACAUGGUGAUCAAGAAGUAUGCAGAAACCAACAAAGGGAAAAAGCGUCUUUGCCUCAUCACAAAUGCACUAUGCCCAAUCAAAGCUCCAUAUGAAGGAACAAAGGAAGAUCAAGUUAGCACGAUUGUGGCUCAGCUGAAAGCUCACGGCAUGAAAAUGGACUCUGUCAUUGUUAGAAUGAAACAAGAUCUGGAUGCGAAAAAGAAAAUCAUGGAAGAAAAUGAUUUCCUUUUGUCUUUGUUUUCAAAUAAAUCUUCCUCAAAAACAACAUAUGUUGAAAGCCCAACAUCACUUAUGGGUGCAGUAAGGACUCGUAAUAUAGCUCCUGUCACAACAUUUAGAGGUGAUUUAGAAAUCAGCGCCAAAUUGAAGAUUAAGGUAUGGGUGUAUAAGAAAACAGUGGAAGAGAGAUUUCCCACACUGAAAAUGUAUUCAGAUAAAGCACCUCCUACUGAUAAGUUUGCAAAACAUGAAGUCAAGAUCGAUUAUGAGUACAAACAUGCUCAAGACCAAGGUAGAGUUGUUCCACCAGAACAAAGGAUCAAAGGCUACCGGUAUGGACCUCAAGUAGUUCCCAUAUCUUCUGCUGAAUGGGAGGCUGUGAAGUUCAAACCAGAGAAAGGCGUGAAGUUUCUUGGAUUUACAGAUGCUUCAAAUAUAAUGCGACACUACUAUAUGAAAGAUGCAAAUGUGUUCAUAGCUGAACCGGGCAACUCAAAGGCAAUUCUUGCUCUCUCUGCUUUGGCAAGGGCAAUGAAUGAUAUGAACAGAGUGGCAAUUGUGCGCUGCGUGUGGAGACAAGGGCAGGGAAAUGUGAUUAUAGGAGUCCUUACUCCUAAUGUGUCUCUCAAAGACAAUGUUGCGGAUUCAUUCUACUUCAAUGUUCUUCCAUUCGCUGAGGAUGUAAGGGAGUUUCAAUUCCCGUCUUUCAGCAAUCUUCCUUCAUCAAUGCUUCCAAAUGCAGAACAACAGGAGGCAGCUGAUAAUCUUGUAAAAAUGCUUAAUCUUGCACCAUCUGAUGCUCAGGAAUCAUUGAUGCCCGAGCUCACUCCUAAUCCUAUAUUACAGAGGUAUUAUCAUUAUCUUGAAUUGAAGUCCAAGCAUAAAGAUGCUGCUGUUCCUCCACUAGAUGAAUCACUCAGGAGAAUAACAGAUCCCGAUCCCGCACUUCUUUCUCAAAACAACACCGUAAUUGAGGAAUUCCGGAGGUGUUUUGAACUUAAAGAGAACCCUAAGAUGAAGAAAUCAACGAAAAGAUUGUUAAGAGAAAACCCGAUUGGAUCAGAUGAGGGAAGGGGAGGAAGGUUCAGCAAAACUGCUGAGAUCCCAACGGUUAAUGAAACAGAUACAAUCGGAGAUAUAAAUCCGGUUCAAGAUUUUGAAGUGAUGAUAUCUCGCAGAGAUAGCCCGGAAUGGGUUAAUAAGGCCAUUGAGGAAAUGAAAAAGAAGAUCUUUCAUCUGGUGGACAACUCUUUUGAAGGUGACACACAUCAGAAAGCAUUGGAAUGUUUAGCUGCUCUCCGUAAUGGUUGCAUCCUAGAACAGGAACCAAAGCAGUUCAAUGACUUGCUAUGCAAUCUCUAUGAAUCCUCCAAAAGAAAAGAUAUGCAAAGCUUUUGUGAUCAUCUCAUAACUCGUGGAAUUGCCUUAAUAACCAAGGCAGAAGCCCCAGACAGUGACGUUUUGGAGAAUGAGGCAAGAAGCUUUAUGGUUGAACUUGAGCCGAAAGGAGAGACCAUUAAACACGAGCCGAAAGACGCGAAAGAUAUUAUGAGUAUAUACUUGGGUGGAAAACACUAAUAGGAAAAGAAAACCCCCCCUUCACAUUUGAUUUUGGUUGUUCCAUCUUGACACCCAUGCUUCGUAAUGUAGGCUAGUAUUUUGGCAACAAGCUUGUGGUUAGAGAAGAAAAAGGAUGAACUUCAUUCCUGUGGUUUUUUAAGAUCGACCGAAUAGUUACUUGAGAGGAGGUAAAUAUUGCAGGGAUGGUUGUUGAGGCCGGAAUGGUCAUUUUGGUUGGUAUUGG
Messenger RNA from Cuscuta campestris, 2520 nucleotides. NCBI's taxonomy places the organism in Eukaryota, Viridiplantae, Streptophyta, Magnoliopsida, Solanales, Convolvulaceae. The record is from the annotation of a GenBank genome assembly.